This is a messenger RNA of Zingiber officinale, 1166 nucleotides long. RefSeq names its product glutamic acid-rich protein-like. The record is from RefSeq and is a predicted model, not a curated record. Bases 282 to 965 code for a protein of 227 amino acids. Lineage: Eukaryota; Viridiplantae; Streptophyta; Magnoliopsida; Zingiberales; Zingiberaceae. The transcript is spliced from 4 exons.
UCUCUUCUCCAUCUGCUCGUGCGGCGGCUGCGAACCUUCUGCCCUAUUCCGGCCACGAUCUCCAACAGGUUUGUACACCGACGUGGUUUAAUUUGGAGAGACGCUCAUUGUUGUUCUCCUUUGUCAGGAUUUUUGAAAACUUAUAUUCUGAUUUAUCGACACAACAGUUUGAUCGCUUAUGCCAAGAAGAAUUUGCACCAUGGUUCAAAUCAUAUGUUCUUGAUAAUCAAACUAACCUUCAGCAAGAAUUUUUAAUCCAUCUGGCAUGGGGUCCAAAAGCAAUGGUACGCACUUGGCCAGCUUAUUUCAUAAAUGGAUAUAAUUUUCAUACUGAAAAUUAUGGAAUGGGAAAAACUACAAUGAAUAGUGGAGUUUAUGUUAAGUCAUCCAAUGAUGGAGAUGCAAGCAAUGAUUUUUAUGGUUUGCUGGAUGAAAUUUUAGAGAUAGAAUAUCCUGGCCCAGAAAUGCGAGUAAUUCUAUUCAUGUGUCGUUGGUUUGACCCUAUCAAAGGGAUGAAGGUGCAUCCACGAUAUAAUUUGGUUGAAAUAAAUCAUAAGAGAUUGUACAAGAAAUAUGAACCAUUUGUGUUGGCACAGCAAGCAAUUCAAGUUUUCUAUGCUUCAUAUCCUAGUCUGAAACGUGACAAAGUUGAUUGGUGGGCCGUUUGUAAAACGAAAGCACGGAAAAAAAUUGAGGAACGUUGGGAGGACAUUGCUUAUCAACAAGAGAAAGUUACAAAUACAUUUCAUACUGAGGAAUAUAUUAUUCCAACGUUACGAGAUCCCAGCGGAGUAGUCAUAAACGUAGAUGCAACUGAAAUUGAUAUUGAUGAUGAUGAUGAUGAUGAUGAUGAUAAGGAGGAGGAGGAGGAGGAGGAGGAGGAGGAGGAGGAGGAUGACGACGACGACGACGAUGAUGAUGACGACGAGGAUGAUAAUGACAAUGAGGACUUUGAUUUUUUGUAAUGGGUAAGUUUUGUUAUCUUAAUAAAAUAAAUUUUAUGAUAUUUUAUUUUCAGAUAUGAUACUGAUUUUUUAGGAGCAAAUUUAGUUUUAAUCUGCAAAUUACAAAACUCAUAGCUCAAUUAGUUAAUCUGUCUCAAUUAGUAUAUAAUUAUUUUAUUUUUUCAUUUUUAUAUUUUAUAUGUUAAUACUCUGUAGUUUUUU